AUGUCGACAACAGCAGCUGCCACUUCGCAAACCCUUAAGAUGCCCGCCGCACGCGCUCUCGAGAACGCAAAGCAAUCUUCAGAAGCUGUUCUAAGCGACGCAUCCUCCGCCAUGUCCAAAGCCGCCGAGAACCCCAAGAAGGCCACCGCCGACUUCCUACACACACCCUUCAUGCGCGCGGCACUGCCCUUCGUAAACGGCGGCAUCGCAGGCAUGACAGCAACAACUGUAAUCCAACCCGUAGACAUGGUUAAAGUGCGCCUACAACUCGCCGGAGAAGGAGUAAAGACCGGCCCUAAGCCGACCCCCGUCACAGUCUUCCGCGACAUCAUCGCCCAAGGCAAAGUGCUAGACCUCUACACCGGCCUCAGCGCGGGAAUACUGCGCCAAGCCGUCUACACAACUGCGCGCCUAGGCUUCUUUGACACAUUCAUGAAGAAACUAAGCGCGCGCGCCAAGGAAAACGGCACAGCCAUCGGCUUCAAAGAGCGCGCAGGCGCGGGUCUAGCUGCAGGAGGUCUCGCCGCCAUCGUCGGCAACCCGGCGGACCUCGCCCUCAUCCGCAUGCAAUCCGACGGCCUGAAACCCGUCGCCCAACGCGCAAACUACACCUCCGUCAUCGACGCCCUCGUCCGCAUCAGCAAGCAAGAAGGCGUCACGCGGUUAUGGGCCGGCAGCUACCCGACCGUCGUCCGCGCCAUGGCCCUCAACUUCGGCCAAUUAGCUUUCUUCUCUGAAGCCAAACAGCAGCUCAAGAACACGUCUUUGUCGUCGCGCACACAGACUCUUACUGCAUCGGCGGUUGCGGGCUUCUUUGCGUCGUUCCUGUCGUUGCCGUUUGACUUUAUGAAGACGAGGUUGCAGAAGCAGACGAAGGGGCCGGAUGGCACCAUGCCUUAUAAGGGUAUGUUCGAUUGCUUCAGGAAGGUUGCGAAGGAAGAGGGGCUUUUGAGGUUUUACCGUGGCUUUGGGACGUACUAUGUCCGUAUUGCGCCGCAUGCGAUGGUGACGCUUAUUGUCGCCGAUUACCUGGGCUUCAUCACGAAAUAA
Messenger RNA from Alternaria incomplexa, 1050 nucleotides. It is a transcript of the gene MIC33, whose product is annotated as putative mitochondrial 2-oxoglutarate/malate carrier protein. Gene Ontology annotation, biological process: transmembrane transport. Gene Ontology annotation, molecular function: oxoglutarate:malate antiporter activity. The transcript is spliced from 2 exons. The record is from RefSeq and is a predicted model, not a curated record. The coding region runs from base 1 to 1050 and encodes 349 amino acids. Lineage: Eukaryota; Fungi; Ascomycota; Dothideomycetes; Pleosporales; Pleosporaceae.